This is a messenger RNA of Boeremia exigua, 3112 nucleotides long. Its product is annotated as glycogen phosphorylase-like protein. The record is from RefSeq and is a predicted model, not a curated record. Lineage: Eukaryota; Fungi; Ascomycota; Dothideomycetes; Pleosporales; Didymellaceae. The transcript is spliced from 6 exons. Gene Ontology annotation, molecular function: glycogen phosphorylase activity; pyridoxal phosphate binding. Gene Ontology annotation, biological process: glycogen catabolic process. Gene Ontology annotation, cellular component: cytoplasm. Bases 130 to 2793 code for a protein of 887 amino acids.
UUCCGGCACUUCCUCUAUACUUAUACCUCCCCUCCCUCUUCCACAAUUCGCCCUUCAACCCCUCCCUCUCCAGUGCGCCAUCGACACUCACUUAGCAAUUCGCCGUUCUCUGCAAUUGAUAUCCUCAAGAUGGCGACUACGAGUACUUCGCCCCGGGAGCGUCGGCCCUCAACAAGUGCCCCACUCGCUGACCUGAAGGGUCCCGUCGGGCCGGCGAACUUCACUCGCCCCAAGCACAAGAGAACUGUGACCGGCUUUGGCCCCGGCGAGAUCAAGGCAGUAGAGAACAGCAUUCCAGAGCCGCAGCGUGAGGCUUGGAGGAAGUUCAUGCCCAAGCCCUUUUCCACAUCAGAUGAAUUCAACAAAGAAACCGUUCGCCACAUCGAGACCACACUCGCACGCUCGCUGUUUAAUUGCGAUGAGUCGGCUGCGUAUGCUGGCACCGCCCUGGCGUUCAGAGAUCGUCUGAUUUUGGACUGGAAUAAGACGCAGCAGACCCAGACUUUUGCUGAUCCCAAGCGUGUAUACUACCUUUCUCUUGAGUUUUUGAUGGGACGUGCUUUGGACAAUGCUAUGCUUAACGUUGAACAGAAGGAUGUUGCUACAAAGGGUCUUGCCGACCUUGGAUUCCGCAUGGAAGAUGUUGUUUCCCAGGAACACGACGCUGCUCUCGGUAACGGUGGUCUCGGACGCCUCGCCGCCUGCUUCCUCGACUCGAUGGCCUCCCUGAACUACCCGGCCUGGGGCUAUGGUCUGCGUUACAGAUAUGGUAUCUUCAAGCAGGAGAUUGUCGAUGGAUACCAGGUCGAAGUUCCAGACUACUGGCUCGACUUCAACCCCUGGGAGUUCCAAAGGCACGACAUCACUGUCGACAUCCAAUUUUACGGCCACGUAAACCGCUGGCAGGACGAUGAGGGCAAGCAACAGUGCUCCUGGGAAGGCGGCGAGAUUGUCCAGGCUGUGGCUUAUGAUGUCCCAGUUCCCGGUUACAAGACCGGUACCUGCAACAACCUCCGUCUCUGGGGCAGCAAGGCUGCGAGCGGCGAGUUCGAUUUCCAGAAGUUCAACUCCGGCGAGUACGAGAGCUCUGUGGCGGAUCAGCAGCGUGCUGAGACCAUUUCCGCUGUUCUGUACCCCAACGACAACCUUGAGCGCGGUAAGGAGCUUCGUCUCAAGCAGCAGUACUUCUGGUGCGCUGCUUCGCUUUACGACAUCAUUCGCCGUUUCAAGAAGAGCAAGCGCGCCUGGAGCGAGUUCCCUAACCAGGUUGCCAUUCAGCUGAACGACACCCACCCGACCCUGGCUAUCCCCGAGCUUCAAAGAAUCCUUGUUGACAUCGAGGGCCUGGACUGGGAUGAGGCGUGGAGCAUUGUGCAGAAGACUUUCGGCUACACCAACCACACAGUUCUCCCUGAGGCGCUCGAGAAGUGGUCUGUUCCUCUGAUGCAGCACCUCCUGCCCCGUCAUCUCCAAAUCAUUUUCGAUAUCAACCUCAACUUUUUGCAGUCUGUUGAGCGCAACUUCCCCAAGGACCGCGAGCUGCUCGGACGUAUCUCAAUCAUUGAGGAGUCUCAACCCAAGAUGGUCCGUAUGGCAUUCCUUGCCUUGAUCGGUUCCCACAAGGUGAACGGUGUGGCCGAGCUGCAUUCCGACCUGAUCAAGACGACCAUCUUCAAGGAUUUUGUCACAAUCUUCGGACCUGACAAAUUCACAAACGUCACAAACGGCAUCACUCCUCGCAGAUGGCUGCAUCAAGCUAACCCAAGGCUCUCCGAGCUUAUCGCGUCAAAGCUUGGUGGACACGAGUUCUUGAAGGACCUGACUCUACUUCACAAGCUCGAAGCUUAUGUUGAUGACAAGGAGUUCAGGAAAGAGUUCCGUGCAAUCAAGCUCGCCAAUAAAGUAAGAUUAGCUGAGCACAUCAAGGAGCACAACGGUGUCACAGUCAACCCUGCGGCUCUCUUCGAUGUUCAGGUCAAGCGCAUCCACGAGUACAAGCGCCAGCAGCUCAACAUCUUUGGUGUCAUCCACCGCUACCUCCAGAUCAAGGCCAUGUCGCCAGAAGAGAGGAAGAAGCUUGCUCCACGUGUUUCCAUCUUUGGUGGCAAGGCUGCUCCUGGAUACUGGAUGGCAAAGACUGUUAUCCACCUCAUCAACAAGGUCGGCGACGUUAUCAACAACGACAAAGAUGUCGGUGACCUGCUCAAGGUCAUCUUCUUGGAAGACUACAACGUCAGUAAGGCCGAGAUUAUCACCCCCGCCAGCGACAUCAGCGAGCACAUCUCCACUGCCGGUACUGAGGCCAGUGGUACGAGUAACAUGAAGUUCUGCCUCAACGGCGGUCUCAUCAUCGGUACUUGCGAUGGCGCUAACAUUGAAAUUACCCGCGAGAUUGGCGAGGAGAAUAUUUUCCUCUUCGGCAAUCUGUCCGAGGACGUCGAGGAUCUCCGCCACGCCCACUUGUACAAGUCGUACGAGCUCGAGCCUCAGUUGGCCAAUGUGUUCGACCAUAUCCACAAGGGCACAUUCGGCGAUGCGGACCGAUUCUCUGCUCUGCUGAACGGCAUCGUCGACCAUGGCGAUUACUACCUGGUCUCUGACGACUUCGACUCGUACAUCAAGACACAGGAGUCGAUCGACGAGAGCUACAAGAACGUCGAGGAGUGGACAACGAAGACUAUCCUGACUGUAGCCCGUAUGGGAUUCUUCACGAGUGACAGGUGCAUCGAUGAGUACGCGGAGAGCAUCUGGAAUGUGGAGCCGCUCGUGCCCAAGGACGAGCCUGCGCCAUAGAUACAGUAGCGUUGUGAUAUCGGUCUCGUCUAAUAUCUAGAUGGUUGAAUAGAUCCGAGGAUAGUUUUAUGACUUCAGAUUCCCUAAUAAUACAGUGUUCUGUGCUCGUAUCACCUCCUGUCCACUCCCUGCCGGAUGUAUUGACUUCGUUUUGUGUCACUGCAUUGCUUAAUCAUUGUUUUCAAGUUGAACUACAAGGUGCUCUACUUGCUGGUAGUCGUUUCCAUGUAAUUGGAGUCGACUGAUGACGUUGUUAGGACUGUCGAGGGAUGCUGCUCUGCAGCCAAUGAGAGCUUGGACCCUGUGAAACGCGCGCAUC